Molecule: messenger RNA, 555 nt
Organism: Arachis ipaensis
Lineage: Eukaryota; Viridiplantae; Streptophyta; Magnoliopsida; Fabales; Fabaceae
Source: RefSeq, a predicted model, not a curated record
GGAAGGGGAUUAAAGAAGCCAUUUGGGAAUAUGUUCAAGCUAAAUUCAUUAUUCCAACUGAAGGAAAGAGGAUGGUCCUUGCUCGUAUCAAUGACAACUGGAGAAGGUAUAAGACCACAAUAAAGCAAACUCAUUUUCUGCCAUACAAAUGUGUUAAUGAGAUGUUGAAAAAUCGUCCUAAAAGCAUACCUGAGAGUCAUUUUCGAAAGUUAAUUGCUUAUUGGAGAACUGAGAAAGUUAAGAAAAUGUCUGCGCAGAAUAAGAAAAAUAGGGCACAACAGAAAUUUAGGCAUCGAAAGGGACCAAUAAAUUUUGCAAGAAUACGUACAAGAUUGGCUGCUUCUAAGGAAAAUAAUGAACCACCUAGUCAAGCAGAAAUGUUUGUUGAGACUCGUCAAAGCACAAAGGAAAAAUCAUUGGAUGAAGACACUUUGGAUGUUAUUGUAAGUAUUAGGAGUUAAUUUGGUUAAAAUAGGUUAUGAAUUUCUUGUGUCUUGGCAAUUUGUCCAUCACUUGUGGUUACUUUUAUGCUUGCGUUGAGUUAAAGAAUCUUGA